AUGUCAAUCACCACACCAGUCACCCAACUGCUGGGGAUCCGCCACCCCAUCCUGCUAGCAGGCAUGGGCCAGACAUCGGGCGCUCCGCUCGCAGCGGCCGUGUCGAAUGCCGGCGGGUUGGGCGUCAUCGGCGGCGUGGGCUACACGCCGCAAAUGCUGCGGGAAAUGAUUGAUGAAUUGAAGGCCGGUCUGAAGGAUCCGUCCUUGCCGUUCGGCGUCGAUCUCCUGAUCCCGCAAGUCGGCGGAAACGCCCGGAAGACCAAUACCGACUACACGAAGGGCAAUCUCGACCAGCUCGUGGACAUCAUCAUCGCGGGCGGGGCGAAGUUGUUUGUCUCGGCUGUCGGCGUUGCGCCCAAGCACGUCGUCGAGAAGCUCCACAAGAACGGCAUCCUGUACAUGAACAUGAUUGGACAUCCGAAGCACGUGCGCAAGGCAUGUCAGGCGGGCGCGGAUAUCAUCUGCGCCCAGGGAGGAGAGGCGGGCGGCCACACGGGCGACACGGCGACGAGCGUCCUUGUCCCCGCCUGCGCCGACCUCGUCAAGCAGUACACCUCGCCACUGACGGGUCAGCCGGUCCAGCUGGUGGCGGCGGGAGGUAUCUGCGACGGCCGCGGCAUCGCAGCCGCACUCAUGCUCGGCGCGUCGGCCGUGUGGGUGGGCACGCGCUUCGUCACGGCCAAGGAAUCCGGGGCCCCGGAAGCGGCCAAACGCGCCAUCAUCGACGCCGACUUCGACAGCACGAUCAAGUCGACCAUCUGGACGGGACGGCCUCUGCGGGCUCUCGCAACGCCGUACGUGCGGAACUGGGAGACGAACCGGAGCGAGGAGAUCCGGAAGCUGACGGGCAGCGGCAUCAUCCCGCUGCAGCAUGAACUGGAUCACUUGGAGAAGAUCGGCGGCAUCACAGAGGAGAUUGAUGACCAGAGCACGCUGAGGCCGAUGGGACAGGUGUCUGGGCUGGUGAACACGCCGAACCAGACCGCCGAGGAGAUCGUCCGGGAGAUGAUGGACGGUGCUGUGAAGGUGCUGCAGAGCGCGCAGGGGUACUUGCGGGUCGGGUCGAAGCUCUAA
Molecule: messenger RNA, 1074 nt
Organism: Cladophialophora yegresii CBS 114405
Lineage: Eukaryota; Fungi; Ascomycota; Eurotiomycetes; Chaetothyriales; Herpotrichiellaceae
Product: oxidoreductase
Exons: 2
Coding region: 1-1074 (357 amino acids)
Molecular function (GO): nitronate monooxygenase activity
Source: RefSeq, a predicted model, not a curated record